CAUAGAUGUAAUCUACUUAAAAUCUUUAAUUGCACGCUAAUGGAGCUUCCAGUUUGAAACAGCUUUUUUUCUAGUGCAUGGGGCUGUCGUGGUGGCCAUGAUAUAAUGUGCAUGUCACUCGCCAAGAUUCACCUAUUCAGACCUCUCACACACUGAACAUCCAGCAUAUUCCUGCACUGCUAAUACCCUGCAUCUGAUUCGGUUGUUCUGUUAUAGAUACUAUAUGGAUGUUACAGUACAGAGACGUUAGGAACUUCUUUGGGGCUAAGGCAUAACUUUGAUUUGUGAUUUUUGUUUGAUUUUGUCAUUUGGUUUGAGCACUUUUGUAAGUUGCUAAGAGUGUAACGUACAUUUUAUAUCUGAGGAAAUGAUAGGAUAGAAUAACUGAAGGAGGAAGAAUGAAGAAAGAGGGAGGAGAAGGGGAGGGACUAGAAGAGAGAGAGGGGGUCUUCUAUGAAAGCAUCUUCUCUCAAGAUGUGGGGACUUUUUAUCAGGCAAACAAAUAAGGAAAAUUAUUGAAGAGCUUUUAUUGACAAUCCAUGGGUUUUAGAUUAUAAAAACACAGGAUCGAGCAUUUGGACGGAUAUAUCGGAAGCAUCUACACUGUAUUUCUAACUAAUCUUUCACACAAAUACAUUAAUAUACCCGGAGUCUAAUUUUUGUGAAUGCAGCAGUGUUCUGGAAAAAUGUGGAAAUGCAUAACAGAUUUCUUUACCUAUGAGACGACCAAGUCCGUGGUGGUAAAGAGCUGGACUAUUGGCAUCAUAAACCGUGUCGUCCAACUCCUCAUCAUCACAUACUUCGUUGGCUGGGUGUUUUUGUAUGAGAAAGCAUAUCAAGUGAGAGACACAGCUAUCGAGUCAUCAGUCAUGACUAAAGUGAAAGGAUUUGGAGAGUAUAACAACCGGAUCAUGGAUGUUGCCGAUUAUGUCACACCUACUCAAGGGGCGUCAGUGUUCUGCGUCAUCACUAAGCUCAUCACGACAGAAAAUCAAGUUCAAGGACACUGUCCAGAGAGUGAGUUGAAAUUCAAAUGUGUGAACGACAGUACUUGUAAGAAGCUGAUGUCAAAACCACCUAGCAAUGGGUUACUGACAGGACGAUGUGUGAAUUUCAAUGUUACCCACAAAACCUGUGAGAUCAAAGGAUGGUGUCCCGCAGAGAUUGAUGAAAUUCAGCCAAACCCCAUGAUGGAGGUGGAGAACUUUACCAUCUUCAUCAAGAACAGCAUUCGCUUCCCACGUUUUAACUUCACAAAGGGAAAUUUCUUGCCCAACAUCAAUAGUUCUUACAUAAAGCAGUGUAAUUUUGACUUUGAGAGUAACAUGUAUUGUCCAAUAUUCAAAGUGGGAGAUGUGAUCCGAUUUGCACAGCAGGACUUUACUACUCUUGCUAAAAAAGGGGGAGUGAUAGGGAUAAAAAUAGCGUGGGUGUGUGAUUUAGACAAGGCAGAUGAUGAGUGCAAGCCAGCCUACUCCUUCACUCGCCUGGACGCCAUGUCAGAGAAGACCACUGUGUCUCCAGGAUACAACUUCAGGUACGCAAAGUAUUUUAAAAUGGAGAACGGAACCGAGUAUCGCACUCUGCUGAAAGCCUACGCCAUCAGAUUUGAUGUGCUGGUUAAUGGAGAUGCGGGAAAAUUUGACAUGAUCCCAACUCUGAUCAACAUGGUUGCUGCCUUCACCUCUGUUGGUGUGGGUACAGUGCUUUGUGACAUCAUUCUGUUGAACUUCUUGAAAGGAGCUGACCAAUACAAGGCCAAGAAAUUUGAAGAGGUAUCAGAUUCACAUAUUCAGAGCAAUAAUUCAUUGUACAGGACCAGAGACCACAGCCAGCAUUCAAUCAAAACUGAUGAGAAGUUCUCCAACGACUCCGGAGCAUUUUCCAUUGAUCGUUAUAGUUAAAAGGGCUGGUCACAGCACUUGGGGAAGGAUUGG
Sinocyclocheilus rhinocerous is the source of this 1937-nucleotide messenger RNA. RefSeq names its product purinergic receptor P2X, ligand-gated ion channel, 3b (gene p2rx3b). Gene Ontology annotation, biological process: calcium ion transmembrane transport; response to ATP. The coding region runs from base 666 to 1904 and encodes 412 amino acids. The record is from RefSeq and is a predicted model, not a curated record. Gene Ontology annotation, cellular component: plasma membrane. NCBI's taxonomy places the organism in Eukaryota, Metazoa, Chordata, Actinopteri, Cypriniformes, Cyprinidae. The transcript has 12 exons. Gene Ontology annotation, molecular function: ATP binding; purinergic nucleotide receptor activity; extracellularly ATP-gated monoatomic cation channel activity.